AGCGGCUGGUAGGCGGUGCCUGCGCGGGUGUUAGGUUAGCGCGAGGCGUGACCUAGUUGACAGGCUCUGAGGUGCUGCUGUGGCGGCGUCCGCGGGGCUGAGGCGGGUGGGAGCCGGAGCCGAGCGCGGGCUGAGGGAGGAGGGCGGCGACUGGAGAGCGGCGAGCGGCGAGCAGCGCAGGACGCAGAGCCUCUUUCACUUUUUCCCUGCUGAGUGCCCCCUCCCACCCCUCCCACUCCACACACACCCUGUUUGCCCGUGAGCCUGGGGAACUUGCAGCUUAAAGCCAGCCACCCCCACGGCAACAUGUACCCCAGCAACAAGAAGAAAAAGGUGUGGAGAGAGGAGAAAGAACGUUUAUUGAAGAUGACCUUAGAAGAGAGACGCAAAGAAUACCUAAGAGACUAUAUUCCCCUGAACAGCAUUCUAUCAUGGAAGGAGGAGAUGAAGGGCAAGGGCCAAAAUGAUGAAGAAAAUACUCAGGAAACAUCCCAGGUGAAGAAAAGUUUGACUGAAAAAGUUUCUCUCUAUAGAGGUGACAUCACAUUGCUAGAGGUAGAUGCUAUAGUCAAUGCCGCAAAUGCCAGUCUUCUUGGAGGAGGAGGUGUGGAUGGCUGUAUUCAUAGAGCAGCCGGCCCCUGUUUGCUAGCUGAAUGUCGUAACCUGAAUGGCUGUGAUACUGGACAUGCAAAAAUCACAUGUGGCUAUGACCUGCCUGCAAAAUAUGUCAUCCAUACUGUAGGGCCAAUAGCCAGGGGCCAUAUUAAUGGUUCCCACAAGGAAGACCUUGCAAAUUGCUAUAAAUCAUCUCUGAAGCUGGUGAAAGAAAAUAACAUCCGAUCAGUUGCAUUUCCCUGCAUCUCAACAGGCAUUUAUGGCUUUCCCAACGAGCCUGCUGCGGUCAUUGCCCUCAGCACCAUUAAGGAAUGGCUUGCCAAGAAUCACCAUGAGGUGGAUCGGAUCAUUUUCUGUGUCUUCUUAGAAGUUGACUUCAAAAUCUACAAAAAGAAAAUGAAUGAGUUUUUCUCCGUAGACGAUAAUAAUGAAGAAGAAGAGGAUGUUGAAAUGAAAGAAGAUUCAGAGGGGUUAGAGCCAAAAGGCCUCUCUCCACCCUACAAAAAGAGCAAAGCAAAGAAGCCAGAAUGUUCGAAAGACUCUAGCGAGGAUGAGAACGGUCCAGAGGAGAAGCAAAGUGUGGAAGAAAUGGAAGGGCAGAGCCAAGAUGCAGAUGGUGUCAACACUGUCACUGUGCCCGGCCCUGCUUCAGAAGAGGCAGUUGAAGACUGUAAAGAUGAAGAUUCUGCAAAGGAUGACAGUAUUACAAAAGGCGGUGAAGUGACAGAUCAUUCUGUGCAUGACCAAGAUCAUCCCGAUGGACAAGAGAAUGAUUCAACGAAGAAUGAAAUAAAAAUUGAAACAGAAUCGCAGAGCUCAUAUAUGGAAACAGAAGAACUUUCAUCAAACCAAGAAGAUGCCGUGAUUGUGGAGCAACCAGAAGUGAUUCCAUUAACAGAUGACCAAGAAGAAAAAGAAGGUGAAAAAGCUCCAGGCGAGGACACACCUAGGAUGCCUGGGAAAAGUGAAGGCUCCAGUGACCUAGAAAACACUCCAGGUCCUGAUGUUGAAAUGAAUAGUCAGGUUGACAAGGUAAAUGACCCAACAGAGAGUCAACAAGAAGAUCAACUAAUAGCAGGGGCACAAGAUGAAGCGAAGGAACAAAGAAAUGGAACUAAAUGACAAUCCUCAGCAUCGCAAGGCCUCUCCUGGCUCUGGGGGAGCUCGGGAAGAUAGCAGCACACGCUGUGGAGGAGGGUGGGGGUGGGGGGAAGGCAAGUCCCAUGGAAGGACGGGGAAUCCUUUACUCUAAUUUCUCCAGCUGCAUUUUGUUCCGUUUAUCUGCAGAAAAAGAAAGAAAAAAAAGAAAAAAAAAGUUUCCUUUAAUUUGGUGGAGGGACCCAUGUUGACGCAUCUUUCAGGCAUUAUCCUUGUAAUUUCUGUCUUUUCUCUUACAACUUUGCCCCAGGGUCACAGUGGCUUGAUUGAACACUCACAUGUGUAUCCUGGCCCCUGUCUGCUUUCUUGGUUAUUUCACAAAGCUGGUCACACAGUGGUUUAUUCAAAGGAAGGGGAGGAAGACAGUGGUUUGAUAAGCUGCAGGCUAAAUUUUAGGAAUCAAUGAGCCCAGCAGCAGUACAAUCCCCAGACAGAGGAGGCAGGAUAGAAAAUGGGCAAAAGCCUCGGAAACCACUUGAAAAAGGUCUGGACAAUGAGGUGAAAAUAUUUUCUUCAGGGUUCCCAAGGCACAGUUCGUUCCAAGUGGCUAAUGAGAAAUAUGGAAGCUGAAUUUUUUCCAGAGCAGAGUGCAGAGGCAUAACAGAAGGGUGGGCCCUGGCAGCCAUCUGGGUCUCUUCCUUCCUAACCAGGGUGGCAGGUGCAUCCUUCUUUGACACUGACUUUCAGCAGAGCUUACUUGGUUCAUGAGGUCUUCACAUGGAGACCACCAGCAAGAGGUGACUCUCUGCUGCAUAACUGUAAAGGAUGGCCCUUUGCUAGGUGUUACAGUUAAAAGCUAAGAAAAGGGGCACUGCAUUUAGGACCCAAACAUAUGCCUAUGAAUAUCAAAAGCUCCUCCUGAAAUCGCUAUGAGUUUUCCGUAAAAGAAUAUCCUGUCUUCACCCAAGGCUUGACAGCCCACAGAGCAGUCUCAUUUGAAAUUACAGGAAAUUAGAGCUUUUGCUUGCAGUUCUGCCUUCCUGGCCUGUGUUUAAAUGCUGUCACUUGUUUAUGCCAAGUUCAAGGCUGAUUCGAUGGUUGGUCCCCUCACCCAGAAAACCCUGAAGGGGAGGAUACAGCUCUGAAGGGGGGCAGCAGUACUAAAAACCCAAGAUGCCAGUGGUAUAGUGGGCACAAGGGAUGGCGACCAUGAGGAUGCCAGGCAUCAUCACCAAUAUCUAUCCUAGAGCCAGUAUAAGGCCAGAUGCCUACUUCCCACAGCCUCCCCGGGUUCCAAAGUCAUGUCAUUGUUUUCAGUGGAAACAUAUCGUUUGUUGCAUAUCUUCUUAAAUCCAUCUUCCUUGUAAGGGCUUUAGAACUAAAACUUACUUAUAUUGUUUUUCCUAACAGAGGGAGAAAAAUAGUGGAUUAUUAUUUCUAAAAUAAAAGGAUGUUCUGCUUUCUAAAUAUCCCAUCAAAAUCUUCAGUUUUGCACUUUUUUGAUGGAAAAUUCAUCUUAUCUUCCUAUGACUUUGGUUUUAGCCUUUCUGAAUUUGUUACCCCUUCUGGAUGGCUUAUUUGAUAUACUGGAAUAGUUAACAAGCUGUACUUCAGCAUAUGCAAUAUAUUCUAACAAAUUUUUUUUAAUAAAAUCAAGACAUCAGCAAGAAUGACAUUUACGUGACCUCAUAAUGUGGGAUUAUGGCCUUCUGUUGCUAUUCCAGUUUGAUAUGGAAGCAUCUAUAUCCUCUAUUGCCAUUAGAUGUUGUUGCUUUUCAGAAAAGUAACGAAAAGACUCAUUUUAAAGAAUCCAAGAAACGAUGUCAUCCAAAUAUUGACAGUUUCUACAUUUCAUGCCAUCUUUAUAACUCAAUUGAAAGUUGCCGUCAUUCUUGUGAAGUAUUUGACAAGUGCAAUCUGCUAGAAGCUCGUUUUUCUUGUGACUCCCAAAUGUUAGUGCUACUUAGCCUCAGUAACGAGUUACAGUUGAAAAAAACAUGAGGGAAACAGAGGGACAGAGAUUUUCUAAUGAACAAUGAUGGAAGAGACCUAAUGUCCUUGCUAGAAACAGCCAGGAUGGGAAUUAUCCAGCCCUGGCAUUCUCCUUAUCAUCAAUGACAGUCAUUUUAUUCAUUUAUUUCAAAUGUGGGUGGGGUAGAAGUGGAAGGAGGGAAUUCUCUCUGCCUAAAAAUUCUAGAAGAAUGAAAGUAAUCUUUGUAUCCAGGAAACUAAGAGAAUGAGGAAUAAAUAUCUUCAGCCCGACUCCUGAAUUUGUUUAUUCUUCCAUCUAUAAUUAGAUUGUGUUUUCAUUUUUGCUUUGUCAUGCUUUUUGGUUGUUAUUUGGCUAUACAGUUUUAUGCUUUAAAACAAAUGAUAAAGUUAAUUUCCAUUUCAAUAGUGAAAUAUUAACAAUCUAACUAUAGCCAGAUCAAAGACACCUGAACACAGAAAACCUUUAUUUGCUGGUGCUGCCAUUGCACAGGCUGUACAAUGGAAUAGAUUUGAAAAGCUGAUUGAUUUUCCUGCACAUAAAUUCUGGAUGUCAAUUUCCAACCAAACUCCAAUCCAGCUAUGUGGCAUGAAGAGUUACAGGAGGGAGGGAGGAAAAUAGCCCUAUGUUAGUCAUGUUUGCAUACAGAGGAUCAAAGUAGGCCUUCAACAUAAUAGUUCUAAUUAAAAUGGUCCUCGCUGUAGGAGAGACAAAGGGGCUUUUCCUCUAGCUGGUAACUAUUCAGAUGAUGGACAAGUCUUCUUUCAUAAAAGAUUACAAAGAAGGCAUCCGAAUCACUGUCUGUGAUACUGGGUCACAUAUUAAUCACCGCAGCUAAUUGUAAAUCUUUCUAUGAAACACUGAAAAGCCUCUUUGUGAAUUAAUACAGUUCUGCUUGAUGCACUUGAUUUGAAAAGACAUUUCUCUGUAUGUGGCGCAUGUCGGCUUUGCUUUGAAAAAUAACAAAGUUAGCAGAAUAUGUUCAAUAUAUUUUCUUGGGGAAUAGGGUUUUUAUUACAUGAUUCAUUAAGGAUUUGCCUUACCCUGACAUUUGUGAUAUAAAGGAAAAUCAGAAAAAAAGUAAUUUUCUUGAUCAAGAUAUGUUUUUACUUAAUGCAAAUAAAUGUAGUCUGUUGCUUGCAAGGAAAAAAAAAUGGCUUCUGAUAUCUGGUAUAAACUGCUAAAUAGGAUAAUACGUGCCUCUUUUGUUAAACCAGCAUUUAAAUGCUGGACUGCUUCUGAAUCUGUUUGUUUCUUUUCAUCUGUGCCAUACACUAAAAAACAACUGUUGCCUUCAUACUAUAUUUGUUAGAGCAGAAUACAAAUAAAAUUUGUUUGAGAGGAUAAUGUGAAA
Molecule: messenger RNA, 5057 nt
Organism: Pan troglodytes (chimpanzee)
Lineage: Eukaryota; Metazoa; Chordata; Mammalia; Primates; Hominidae
Gene: MACROD2
Product: mono-ADP ribosylhydrolase 2
Exons: 19
Coding region: 307-1737 (476 amino acids)
Biological process (GO): DNA damage response; peptidyl-glutamate ADP-deribosylation; purine nucleoside metabolic process
Cellular component (GO): nucleoplasm
Molecular function (GO): ADP-ribosylglutamate-[protein] hydrolase activity
Source: RefSeq, a predicted model, not a curated record